AUCACAUAUUUUGAACGAAGCGCAAACCAAAAUCAUAUCUGAACAGCAGCACUUAUUUACAAAAAUUUUAACUGAUAUUAUAUUUGAUUUUAUUACUAAAACAAUUUCCAAGAUGAAUGUGAAUUUCCAGUUUAAGAAGGAUCAUUCAUUUGAAAAGCGUCGCGCAGAAGGCGACAAAAUACGCAGAAAGUAUCCUGAUCGCGUGCCUGUCAUCGUGGAAAAGGCACCAAAGACACGUCAUGCAGCUCUGGAUAAAAAGAAAUAUUUGGUUCCCAAUGAUCUGACAGUUGGUCAGUUCUACUUUCUUAUCCGUAAACGCAUUAAUCUCCGUCCGGACGACGCUCUGUUUUUCUUCGUUAACAGUGUCAUUCCUCCGACAUCGGCUUCAAUGGGCUUAUUGUACCAUGAGCACCGUGAUAAGGACUUUUUCUUGUACAUGGCUUACUCCGAUGAGAAUGUCUACGGGCAUGAACAAUAUGAUACAUAGUUUGUAAAUGCUGCAAAACUAUCUUCCGGUAUGGUUAACAAUUUCAAAUGUUAUCUAGUUUACAAAAAUUGCAGUCCUUCAAUAAAAUAGUUUUUGUUUAGAACAA
Messenger RNA from Drosophila montana, 593 nucleotides. RefSeq names its product Autophagy-related 8b (gene Atg8b). The record is from RefSeq and is a predicted model, not a curated record. Gene Ontology annotation, biological process: macroautophagy; autophagy of mitochondrion; autophagosome assembly. Gene Ontology annotation, molecular function: GABA receptor binding; ubiquitin protein ligase binding. Lineage: Eukaryota; Metazoa; Arthropoda; Insecta; Diptera; Drosophilidae. Gene Ontology annotation, cellular component: autophagosome; cytosol; autophagosome membrane. Bases 113 to 487 code for a protein of 124 amino acids. The transcript has a single exon.